UAAGUUGUCAGCAUAUAGUAAUGUAAAUUUGAUGCUGUAUUUUCAGGCAAGAGGUAAGUAAUGCAUUAUUUCAUCUAAUAACUAAAACGUGGAUUAUUUGAUCAUCUGUACUACAUGUACUGUGUUAUAACUUUCACAUAUCUGGCCCAGAGGAAGUCCAAGAUCUCAGCCUCAAGAAAGCUUAUGCUAAAGAGUCUGAUGGUGGCCAAAGCCAAGGAGGAGCUGGAUCAGGAGGUGUUGGAUAAAGAGGAGGAGAAGCAGAGGUAUCUGAUGGAGAAAGUUCCUCCUCUGCAGACACAGGGCAUGUCAUUCGCUGAGCUUCAGGAGCUCUGUCAAGAGCUCCAUGCGAAGAUUGAUGUGGUGGAUGAGGAGCGCUAUGAUAUUGAAGCCAAAGUCUUACUGAAUAAGCGUGAGGUCAAAGACCUGAACAUUAAGGUUCUGGACCUGAGGGGGAAGUUCAAGCGGCCCACCCUGAGGAGGGUGAGGGUCUCAGCAGACGCCAUCCUCCGAUCUCUCCUGGGCUCAAAGCACAAAGUCUCAAUGGACCUACGAGCCAACCUCAAAUCUGUGAAGAAAGAGGAUACUGAGAAGAAGAGGCCAGUUGAGGACAGCGACUGGAGGAAGAACGUGGAGGCCAUGUCUGGUAUGGAGGGAAGAAAGAAGAUGUUUGAUGCGGCAAAAGGCCCCACCCAGUGAAACCUUGUCUAGUACAGUUAACAAUCUACGUAUUAUUUGGCAGCAAAAAAAAAAAAAAGGAUUAGAUUUAGAGUUACAUACUAAAUAUACCAUUAAAUACCAGAUAUACUGUUAUUUCAGAUUUUGUUGGUAUGACAAUUGUAAUUCAUUGCAACUGCUCAGCAUUGGUGCAAAUCUUUACAUGUGGCCAAUAAGUAAAUAAUUACUAACUGUAUUAUGUCAAUAUUCAGUUAUUAGGAAGAGUCAAUGGAAGGGCGUACCAAUGUAUUAUGAGAAUAAACAAAGAUACAUUUUUGUUGAUGUACAAUACUCGUUAUAUAUGUUUAAUCUUUCCAAAAGGUUCCCAUGCUCAGUUUGCCAUGGUUUUCUGUGAAUUAUUGUUUACGAAAGCUCAUAAUUCUGAUUUGCAGUGGUGAAAUUAAAUACAUAAAAUAGAAAGCACAUAAAGUUCAUCCAAAUUGUAUGUUGGUAAUUGUACUUGCAAAAAAGUGUAUAUAAUAACACAGCUAGAAUAGUGUCAUAAUGUAUUUUUGCAUGCUAUAUAACAGUAAAGUGCCUGAAGAAUUUAAA
Carassius gibelio (silver crucian carp) is the source of this 1266-nucleotide messenger RNA. It is a transcript of the gene tnni1a, whose product is annotated as troponin I type 1a (skeletal, slow). The record is from RefSeq and is a predicted model, not a curated record. Gene Ontology annotation, biological process: muscle contraction. The transcript has 5 exons. Gene Ontology annotation, cellular component: troponin complex. NCBI's taxonomy places the organism in Eukaryota, Metazoa, Chordata, Actinopteri, Cypriniformes, Cyprinidae. Bases 115 to 696 code for a protein of 193 amino acids.